Procambarus clarkii (red swamp crayfish) is the source of this 1035-nucleotide messenger RNA. Lineage: Eukaryota; Metazoa; Arthropoda; Malacostraca; Decapoda; Cambaridae. The record is from RefSeq and is a predicted model, not a curated record.
AUGGGGGCUGUGCAGCCCCCCGGCAUGCCUGGCCCCCCGGCAUGCACAGCCCCCCGGCAUCCACAGCCCCCUGUCAUGCCUAGCCCCUCGGCAUCCACAGCCCCCCGGCAUGCCUGGCCCCCCGGCAUGCACAGCCCCCCGGCAUGCACAGCCCCCCGGCAUGAACAGCCCCCUGGCAUGCCUAGCCCCCCGGCAUGCACAGCCCCCCGGCAUCCACAGCCCCCCGGCAUGCACAGCCCCCUGGCAUGCACAGCCCCCGGCAUGCCUGCCCCCCCCCCGGCAUGCACAGCCCCCGGCAUGCACAGCCCCCUGGCAUGCAAAGCCCCCCGGCAUGCACAGCCCCCCGGCAUGCACAGCCCCCGGCCUGAACAGCCCCCGGCAUGCACAGCCCCCCGGCCUGAACAGCCCCCCGGCAUGCACAGCCCCCCCCACAUGCACAGCCCCCCGGCAUGCACUGCCCUCCGGCCUGCACAGUUCCCCGGAAUGCACAGUUUCCCGGCAUGCACAUCCCCCCGGAAUGCACAGCCCCCCGGCAUGCACAGCCCCCCGGCAUGCACAGCGCCCCAGCAUGCACGGUCCCCGGCAUGCAGAGCCCCCUGGCAUGCACAGCCCUCGGCAUGCACAGUUCCCAGCAUGCACAGCCCCCUGGCAUGCACAGCACCCGGCAUACACAACCCUUGGCAUGCACAGCCCCAGGCAUGUGCAGCUCCCGGCAUGCACAGCCCCCGGCAUGCACAGCAUUCCCCCACCCAGGCAUGCACAGCCCCCCGGCAUACACAGCCCCUGGCAUGCACAGCCCCCGGCAUGCACAGCCCCCGGCAUGCUCAGCCCCCGGCAUGCACAGUCUCCAGCAUACACAGCUCCCCGACAUGUGCAGCCCCCCCAGCAUGCACAUACCUCGGCAUGCACAGCCCCCCCCGGCAUGCACAUACCUCGGCAUGCACAGACCCCCGACAUGUGCAGCCCCCGGCAUGCACAGCCCCCGGUAUGCACAUACCUCGGCAUGCACAUCUCCCUCGGCACUUACAGCCCUAG